AAGAACACGAUCUGCACCCGCCCACAGUCAGGGAAAUGUUGAAGACGCUAGUAAACACUAAAGAGUAACCUUCUUUUUCUUUGUUCAGUGAGAGCGCGGGAAAAAGCAGAAGACAAGAAGCGGCACAUAACUAUUUCCUUACGGUUAAACCUUAACUCCUACCCUAACCAACUAUAAUAACCCUACCUGAACCAUUUUCAACUUGGGGUGCUAGUUUGAUUUCACCUGACCACCUGGCCAGCACCCAUAGACCCUCCCAUGACAACAAGCCAUACCUCUCCGGCUAAUAGGAAGUAGAUUCUGCCAGCCAAUGAAGCAGGGCUGUGUUCAGUUCAUUAAACGUUUUACUACGUGCCUGAACGACACGCUUCUCCCCAACUGUUCUUUGAGGGGUCUUUGCUUCUGUUUGGUGGUUGUGGCGGUGUGUUGCCCGACCGUUGAUAACAGCACAGUUUCUGCUGCGGCGUGCAAUCAAAAGUUGCACGCCGUUGUGUCCUGCUGAACACAGCCUUAACUUGAGUCCCCAGGAGGAAAGCAACUUAGGCCAACCACCCCAGAGAGGAAUGGCGAAGGAGUUUCUGCUGGAGAAUAAGCCGCUCCUAACAGAGAUUCUGUCAGCGGAACCUGACAAUAUUCUCCAGUACGCCCAUUCAAAGAAACUAGUGGAGCAGCGUGAAUACAACAUCCUCUCCCACCUGCAAUCCAGUCAGCCUCCAGAGACUACAGUCAUCAAGCUACUGGACAUGCUGAGAGAGAGAGGAGAGAAGUACUGCCAUGGUUUUGUGGCCCUCCUGCAUAAGCAAGAGAUCAUCGCAAACUUCCCCAGACUCAAAGAGCUGGACUGGACCACCUUCAAAAACCCUAGUGCCCCUGACCCACCAAGCAUCAGAGCAGGCUCCAUAAUGGGGAAUUUGCAGGAAGUAAUCAAGGCCUGCGGUUACAUCCACAAUGUCUCAGCAGUGAAGAGAGGGAAGAAGACAGGAUAUUUCAAUGCCGUUUUACAGCAAGAAGAUGAGAGCAGGAAUCUGAUCGUUUUUCAGCCGCAGCUGCAAGACCGCUUUGCCACAGCAGAGUCGCAGAACUCCAGUGAAGUUGGUGAAUGUGGUGCUCCAGCCAUCCAUAAGCAGAAACAACAAGAUGCAGAUAAUGUUUACAUACACAUCCACAUUUUCCAUCCUCAAAGAUUUACCCUUCAAAUUCAACAGCGACCUUGACGGGAGGGUCAAGGAUGUGGCUCUAGCUGACCUUCAAGAGGACAAAGAAAACACAGAAAAUGCUGUAAAACAGAAGGACCUGAGCCCCAGGACUACCUGACAUGAUGACUCCUUGCUGUCCCCAGUCCACCUGGCCGUGCUGCUGCUCCAGUUUCAACUGUUCUGCCUUAUUAUUAUUCGACCAUGCUGGUCAUUUAUGAACAUUUGAACAUCUUGGCCAUGUUCUGUUAUAAUCUCCACCCGGCACAGCCAGAAGAGGACUGGCCACCCCACAUAGCCUGGUUCCUCUCUAGGUUUCUUCCUAGGUUUUGGCCUUUCUAGGGAGUUUUUCCUAGCCACCGUGCUUCUACACCUGCAUUGCUUGCUGUUUGGGGUUUUAGGCUGGGUUUCUGUACAGCACUUUGAGAUAUCAGCUGAUGUACGAAGGGCUAUAUAAAUAAAUGUGAUUUGAUUUGAUCACCCACUUUAGACUUACUCUGUUUACCUUGUGGUGGCAGAGCAGGAGAGGCAGUUUUAAAAAUUAUUUUUCUUUUACCCCGUUUUUUUUCACCCCAAUUUCGUGGUAUCCAAUUGGUAGUUACAGUCUUGUCUCAUCGCUGUAACUCCCGUACGAACUCGGGAGAGGCGAAGGUCGAGAGUCGUGCGUCCUCCAAAACACAACCCAACCAAGCCGCACUGCUUCUUGACACAAUGCCCACUUAACCCGGAAGCCAGCCGCACCAAUGUGUCAGAGGAAACACUGUACACCUGGCGACUGUGUCAGCGUGCACUGCGCCCGGCCCACCACAGGAGUCGCUAGUGCGAGAUGGGACAAGGACAACCUUGCCGGCCAAACCCUCCCCUAACCCGGACGACCCUGGGCCAAUUGUGCGCCGCCCCAUGGGUCUCCCGGUCGCGGCCGGCUGCGACAGAGCCUGGACUCGAACCCAGAAUCUCUAGUGGCACAGCUAUUUUUAAAUGUUUUAUUAUUUCACCUUUAUUUAACCAGCUAGGCUAGUGGAGAACAAGUUGUCAUUUACAACUGUGACCUGGCCAAGAUAAAGCAAAGCAGUGCGACACAAACAACAACACAGAGUUACACAUGGAAUAAACAAACAUGCAGUCAAUAAUACAAUAGAUAAGGUCUAUAUACAGUGUGUGCAGAUGAGGUAGGAUAAGGGAGGUAAGGCAAUAAAAAUAAAUAAUAAUAAUAACAGUAUGGAGAUGAGGUAGUUGGAUGUGCUAUUUACAGAUGGGCUAUGUACAGGUGCAGUGAUCUGUGAGCUGCUCUGACAGCUGGUGCUUAAAGUCAGUGAGGGAGAUAUGAGUCUCUAGCUUCAGUGAUUUUUGCAGUUCGUUCCAGUCAUUGGCAGCAGAGAACUAGAAGGAAAGGCGGCCAAAGGAGGAAUUGGCUUUGGGGGUGACCAGUGAGAUAUACUUGCUGGAGCGCGUGCUACGAGUGGGUGCUGCUAUGGUGACCAGUGAGCUGAGAUAAGGCGGGGCUUUACCUAGCAAAGACUUAUAGAUGACCUGGAGCCAGUGGGUUUUGUCAACGAAUAUGAAGCGAGGGCCAGCCAACGAGAGCAUACUGAUCGCAGUGGUGGGUAGUAUAUGGGGCUUUGGUGACAAAACGGAUGGCGCUGUGAUCGACUGCAUCCAAUUUGCUGUGUAGAGUGUUGGAGGUUAUUUUGUAAAUGACAUCACCAAAGUCAAGGAUCGGUAGGAUAGUCAGUUUUACGAGGGUAUGUUUGGCAGCAUGAGUGAAGGAUGCUUUGUUGCGAAAUAGGAAGCCGAUUCUAGAUUUAAUUUUGGAUUGGAGAUGCUUAAUGUGAGUCUGGAAGGAGAGUUUACAGUCUAAUCAGACACCUAGGUUUUUGUAGUUGUCCACAUAUUCUAAGUCAGAACCGUCCAGAGUGGUGAUGCUGGACGGUUGGGCAGGUGUGGGCAGCAUCGGUUGAAAAGCAUGCAUUUAGUUUUUACUUGCAUUUAAGAGCAGUUUGAGACCAAGGAAGAAGAGUUGUAUGGCAUUGAAGCUCGUCUGGAGGUUAGUUAACACAGUGUCCAAAGAAGGGUGAUGCAGUGCCUUAGACCACCGCGCCUCUCAGGAGCCCAGGUCAGGGCAGUUUAUCUAACUCUUAACCUUGUGGUGGCAGAACAUGUCAGGGUCUGUUUAUCUAACUCUUAACCUUGUGGUGGCAGAACAUGUCAGGGUCCGUUUACCUAACUCUUUACUUGGCGGUGACAGGAUCAUUUGAGUUAAGUCUUUACCCUGU
Oncorhynchus nerka (sockeye salmon) is the source of this 3466-nucleotide messenger RNA. RefSeq lists its product as uncharacterized. The coding region runs from base 564 to 1214 and encodes 216 amino acids. The transcript has 5 exons. Gene Ontology annotation, biological process: regulation of apoptotic process. The record is from RefSeq and is a predicted model, not a curated record. Lineage: Eukaryota; Metazoa; Chordata; Actinopteri; Salmoniformes; Salmonidae.